AGUUACAAAACAAAUGUUUCUGAUAAAACACAGGCAAGGCUAAAAUUCUACAACAGCAGCGAUCUAAAGACUAUAGGCCUACAUGAAAAAUGAGUUUUGAAGGUAGAAAUUCUAAACUCAAAACACAAAAACUACUUAGUGAAGAAAAAUGGAGCAAGCUGGAACAAGUACUGAAGCCCCUCAGCCUGACUGAUGAGAUUCUAGAAAAACUUAUGCAUGAAUUCAAAGAACAAAUGCAUCUAGCCAACAGCUCAGAUGAAAACAUCAGGAAAAAGUCAGACCUAAUGCUGGGCGGAUUUAUCAGGAGAUUACAUAAUGGAACAGAGCAGGGAGACUACCUGGGUCUAGAUCUGGGAGGUACCAAGUUCCGUGUGGUUCUAGUCAGAUUUAAAGAUGGAGUUGCAGACACAACAACACAGUACUACGAACUGACUGAUGAAACUCUGAGUGGACCUUCUGCUGGGGUGUUUGAUUUUAUUGCUGAAAGUGUUCAAGAUUUUCUUCUAAAUCAAGGGCUGGCUAAUUCAAAGGAAAAAAUUCCAGCAGGUUUCACUUUUUCAUUUUCGUCCAGACAACUUGCAUACAAUAGGAUCAUCUUGACCAGCCCUAAAAAGUUCAAAUGUCCAGAUGGUGUUGGUGGAAAUCCUGUUGCCAUGCUUGAAGCUGCCAUACAGAGGAAAGCCAAGGACUUGCCUGUGGACGUGGUGGUUGUCUUGAAUGACACAGUGAGUGCUCUGAUGGCAGGAAACGGCCUGGAUUAUAAAUGGAGAUUUGGGCUUGGGAUAGGUACUGGAGCUAACGCAGCUUUUGUAGCAAACAUUUCAGACAUUGAAAGAUGGACAGGAGACUAUGAGAACCCUCAGCAAGACAUUUCACAUGUAAUGUUGGGAUCUACAGGAGACAACGGCUGUAUGGACUUCUACACAAGUGAAUACGAGAAAGAAAUCGACAAAUUUUCAAAUAUUCCAGGAUCCUACACGUUUGAGAAAUCGUUCUCAGGGUUGUACCUGGGAGAGUUUGUGCGUCUGGUUUUGGUCAGGCUGAUCAAAGAUGGGACACUUUUCAAUGGCCAGGGAGGGAAGUUGGUGGAUGGGAGGUGGGAGUUUACAACCUCCCAUGUUACAUCCGUGGAGAGUGAUGUAGGUGAUUCCACAACAAACACAAAAAAUGUUUUGAAGAAAUUUGACCUAGAUUCUGUGGCUACAGAAGAAGACAUUGCCAUUGUGAGAGAAGUGUGUGAGUUUAUUUCAUAUAGAGGAGCCUACAUCAUAGCUGCUGUCAUGUCAGUUCUCAUCAACUAUGCCAGACAAUCUGAAUUAACUAUUGGAGUUGAUGGUUCAAUUCACGAAAGGCACCCAAAGUUUCACAACAGCAUGAUGGAGGUGUUUGAGAAGUUUAGUCCACAGACUAAGGUAAAAAUGAUUUUGGCCAAGGAUAUAAGUGGCCAAGGUGCAGCAUUUGCUGCUGUAUUAGUACUACGACAGAUGGCCAAGGGACUUCGCUGCUCUUAACAGGGACAUAAAUUUCAACAUUCUGGCUACAAUUCCAAAAUAAAAUUUAGUACAUUUAUAAACAGAGACAGGAGGUUAGAACUGAAAUAAAGGUAGACCAGCCUAUCACUUCCUGAGUAUAGUCUUUUUCAACAAAAUAGAAAAUUAAUGUUUAUUGACUAGGCACGUGAAGACUUGUAGUUUAGAGUCAAAAGAGUUAAUACAGUGACCCUUUCAGUUAUUGCUUAAGUGUUUUAAUGUCAUUUUUUUAAAAUUUUAUGUAACAAUUUUAACUAAAUGCUUAAGUGUAAAGUUUGAAUUUUCAUGUUUUGUUCAAAUUGUUUGUCCCUAUUAAAAAUGUCAGCUAACAUUUUCAAAGUAGUUUGUAAAUAAUUAGUUAGCCAAAUUUCUUCUAUAAAAUAGUUUUUAAUUUAAGCUGUUUCCAGUAUGUGAAUUUAUUCUUUGAAAGGAAGAGAUUUGAUGUUUUUUGUUGUUUGUUAUGCAUCAUUUAUUUAAAUCUGUUUGAUAAAUUAAAUGCUUGUCAAAUUCAAAUAAAACAAACUUCUGUAUCUUUAAAUUAUUAAAUAUUUGAUAAUCAAUAUUUAAGCUGAAUUUGUAUUUAUAUCUGCCAUCAAUUAUUUGAAAUGUAAUAAAAUUGU
Messenger RNA from Physella acuta, 2149 nucleotides. RefSeq names its product hexokinase-1. NCBI's taxonomy places the organism in Eukaryota, Metazoa, Mollusca, Gastropoda, Physidae. Gene Ontology annotation, cellular component: mitochondrion; cytosol. Gene Ontology annotation, biological process: glycolytic process; carbohydrate phosphorylation; intracellular glucose homeostasis. The record is from RefSeq and is a predicted model, not a curated record. Gene Ontology annotation, molecular function: ATP binding; glucokinase activity; fructokinase activity.